Messenger RNA from Clavispora lusitaniae ATCC 42720, 1668 nucleotides. RefSeq lists its product as uncharacterized. Gene Ontology annotation, cellular component: fungal-type vacuole membrane. The record is from RefSeq and is a predicted model, not a curated record. NCBI's taxonomy places the organism in Eukaryota, Fungi, Ascomycota, Pichiomycetes, Serinales, Metschnikowiaceae.
AUGGGGCUCUCAGGGAAAGUUGUGCACAAGCAAAUAUCUUCCCUCUCCAAUUCGGACCUGCCGAUCAAUUCACCCAGAGUACGGAGUCAAGAAAUCAUUGCUACAGUCAUCACAAAUGUUCUGGAGGUUAUCGAAAUCAUCAACCAACAAGAGAAGAAAAACUUCAAGCUUGGCGUGAUCUUUUUAGUUAUCGCUAUUGGAACAUGGAUUUCGGGACUUGAGUUGGUCAAUUCUGUGUUGAAAGGUGAUGAGUUCCAAAAACCUUGGUUUCUUGCAUUCUUGACCGGCUCAUGUUUCAUGUUGAACUUUGUUCCUGAAGUGUUAGGAUUUUUUGCUCAGUUGAUCUUCCGGAGACAGAAUCACUCCACUGAUCUUUCCCCCCAGCUUUCCUCGUCAGAUUUGAUGACUCAUCAUGAUCACAGCCAAGAAGUUGCUAUUGCUAAGAAUGAAGACGAUUUACACAAAGAAGGGCCGGUACCUCUUCGUAAAGGUGAAGUUUUAUUGCUUGCACUCUACAUUGCAACAAUCUAUUUUGCCUACAAUGUUUUCGUCAUGGCAGCUCUCCAGUACACAUCUGCGUCCAACCAAACAGUUUUGGGAUCGACCACUGCCAUCUUCACGUUGUUUCUUGGAGUAUAUUUGGGAAUUGACAAGUUUUCUGUCAAGAAAAUGGUGUGUGUUGUUUUCAGUUUGGUGGGUGUGGUAUUAAUUAGUGUUUCUGAAGGAACCCGAGAUGAAGAUGGCGGAAAAUUCAAACCGAAGAAUCCAUUGCUAGGCAAUUUUUUUGCCUUGAUUGGAGCUUUUUGCUAUGCGUUGUAUCUACUUGUCAUGAAAAUGAAAUGUGGUACUGGUGAAAAGACUACAGACGAGCGGAUCUUGUUUGGUUGGGUAGGCGUGUUCACCUUUAUUUUAGGUUGCCCUAUCUUGAUUAUCGUCAACGCUUUGGGCAUCGAGGAGUUCCUGCUUCCACCUAACAACCGCGUACUUAUCAUGGUUAGUGUAAAUGCUGUUUUCUCUGUGAUCUCAGAUUAUGUGACUAUUUUGGCUAUGCUUCUCACAAGUCCCUUGAUCACUUCGUUGGCCCUUACUUCGUCGAUUCCAAUCACCAUCUUGAUUGACUUUCUUGUUCUAUCCUUUAAUGAAGGUUCUUCGGGUGCUACUUCUAACCUCUCCACCUAUAUCUUUGGAGUGGGCUGCAUUUUGGUUUCAGUUAUUCUCAUAAAUCUUAACAUCACUACUGAGAAUGAGCUCAUUGAAGAGGUCAUAGACGAUGCUCUUGAAGAUGCAAUAAGGCAAGACGAAGUGUUAUCUCCCAUUUUGUCGCCAUAUGUUGGGUCUCCUCAUAUUCAUGAAGCUUCUCCUAGACAACACGCUUCCAUUGGCAUAAACCAUUUAUCGCCAAGUUUGAAAUUUUUUAGAAAGAGACAAGGUCAUGUUCUGUCUCCCUUGGUGCCAGCGCCAUUGCUGGAGGCGACUGGUUUAAAUUUGAACUCUGCUGGUACAGAUGAAUCCUCGCCUUUACAAAACGCCAACCAUCACAAAAAUCUUUAUACGAUAGAUUCUUCUUUAGAAGGCGAGUCAACGGCAACGAAUCUUGUUGUCUAUGGUGGAGUGAAUCAUUCGUUUCAUGUUAAAAUGGUUCAAGACAAUGAGAAUGAAAGUAGCUAA